GGAUUGGUGUCAGAUGCAAAUGGCAACGAAAUUAAAGACUGUGCAGAUCCUGGCCUUCUAAUAAAGCGGAGUACAAUGUCUCGACUUGCUUCAGAUGUGGUUGAGGAUGCAUUAAUGAGUGAAGAAGGAUGUGAGCUACUGUCAGAGACUCUAAAAAGUUUGCAGGUGAAGUUGAAGUUGCUGAAGGAUGGACCAAGUAAUAACGAAGUUGGAGGGUCCAGCUCUCAAACACAAUAUAUGAAAGACCCUAAGAGAGUGAGGUGCAAAGGAAGGUCGAAAGGAGUAACGGGAGCAAAGGAAAAGGCAAUGAAGCGAGGGAUUAGACACUGUCGGGAGUGUGGACACAUUGGUCAUGAUAGAAGACAAUGCCCAGCCUUGAACACACCGACAUCACCGUCGAACAAUGACGAAUCAACUCCAAUACAUCGUAGUGACCCAUUAUUCGACGAUUUUGACAGGAUGCACAGACCAACUGAAUGAUUGAUA
Messenger RNA from Prunus persica (peach), 486 nucleotides. RefSeq lists its product as uncharacterized. NCBI's taxonomy places the organism in Eukaryota, Viridiplantae, Streptophyta, Magnoliopsida, Rosales, Rosaceae. Gene Ontology annotation, molecular function: zinc ion binding; nucleic acid binding. Bases 76 to 480 code for a protein of 134 amino acids. The transcript is spliced from 2 exons. The record is from RefSeq and is a predicted model, not a curated record.